Molecule: messenger RNA, 220 nt
Organism: Geodia barretti
Lineage: Eukaryota; Metazoa; Porifera; Demospongiae; Tetractinellida; Geodiidae
Source: the annotation of a GenBank genome assembly
CCGCGAAGUAGUCGCACUACGGAAGGGACGUCGAGACGACCGAAUUCUGUGCGGCAUCUAUACGCACGCGGAGUCCUGCGUUGACGGACUCUGAGCCGAUGGCCUUUGGUGUGGACCAACGACCAUGUGCAGGAGUGGGUGUGUCAAAUAGGACUGGAGGAUCACGCGUGACAUCUCUCCGAGAGCGGGAUACACGGAGGAGUCAUCGCCCUUGACAACG